This is a messenger RNA of Paramecium sonneborni, 436 nucleotides long. The record is from the annotation of a GenBank genome assembly. NCBI's taxonomy places the organism in Eukaryota, Ciliophora, Oligohymenophorea, Peniculida, Parameciidae.
CAUGACCCUUCAAAAAUAGAAUGAUCAUAUAGAAUAAAUUUAUUAAAGUGAAGGUAAAACUUAGCUUAUUUUUGAUUAUACAACUAUGGAAGGAGGAAAUUAUUAAUUUUGUUUUGAAGAUAAACUUGGUUUGUAUAAUGAAAUUUAUUUGGAAUAUUUAAUUGGAAUUGAAGCUAAUGAUAUGCAUGAAAUAGCUUAAAAGUAAGAUUUAGCUCUUGUAUAAGAAACACUCAAUAAUAUUUAAGCCAAAUUGUAAUUUAUGAAACAAUAGUUGAUAAUUUUCUCUUAAGUUAAAUUAGAAAACAUUUUUAGUUUAGAGAGCUUAUAUUCUUAUAUUGUCUAAGCUGAUAUAAUUGGGAUUACUAUUUUUGCAGUUGUAAUUAUAAUAGAAGUGUAUGUUUUGAAAAAAAAGAUAUUAAUGAAAAAAAUAUAAUGA